Messenger RNA from Cryptomeria japonica (Japanese cedar), 943 nucleotides. RefSeq lists its product as uncharacterized. Gene Ontology annotation, molecular function: 5S rRNA binding; structural constituent of ribosome. NCBI's taxonomy places the organism in Eukaryota, Viridiplantae, Streptophyta, Pinopsida, Cupressales, Cupressaceae. The coding region runs from base 231 to 746 and encodes 171 amino acids. The record is from RefSeq and is a predicted model, not a curated record. Gene Ontology annotation, cellular component: ribosome. Gene Ontology annotation, biological process: translation. The transcript is spliced from 4 exons.
UAGCCCUGCGUGGCAUAUCUUACUGUUUAUUAUGUGUUUAUUAUGAUAAAUUCUUAGAUAAAUUGCUUUAAAAUGCAUUACCUUUCAAAUCGUUUUUCAAAUUGCUUGUACACUGAAAAUUCGUCAUUAGCAUAACAUAAAUUUUUAGAUAGUGGAUUUUCUGCGUAAAUAAACAAUUUUUUUAAUGAAUACAUCUAUUCUCAGUCACACUGUACAGAAGAAGCUUUAGAAUGUCUGGCCAUGGCUACUGCAUCUUCACUUCUGUGUUACCUGCUCAUACUCUCCGCUUCGGAUCCUUAAGUUCAAUUUCGCCUCCAUUUCAUUUGUAUUCGGCUACACCAACAAUAAAAAGAAAAUCUUUAUGGUUCCCACUGAGGAUUGAAGCAAGAGAACCAACGAAAACAGAAAGUGCUAAAGUUCGCAACAGAAGGCUGCAGAAGAAGUACAAUGGAACAUCAGAGAAGCCAAGGCUUUCUAUUUUUUGUUCUGGAAAGCAUUUGUAUGCUGAAUUGGUUGAUGAUAGCAAAAGGAAAAUACUUGCUUCUGUAUCAACCCUUCAGGAAUCUAUACGUGGAUAUCCACCGUGCAAUACAAUAGAAGCCGCAAAGCAUGUUGGAGAAGAAAUAGUUAAAGCUUGUGUGGAGCAAGAUAUCACCCAAGUGUCUAUUGAUUGCAACGGACAUGCUCGCGGGGAAAAAAUGGAAGCCUUUGAAAUAGCUAUUCGCCAGCAUGGAUUUCUACUUUAGCUUUUUACUUGAGGUUUUUCUGUCCUUGUAUGGUUGGUAAUUCAGGGGGCUUGAUUGUAAUCAAACAUUUAUUAUUACUUUUUAUGAAUGAUUUUGAUUUCUGGGAAGUAUCAUUCUUUAUUUUCAUCUUCUAGGACUUGAUUGUUAAUAAAACACUUCAUUAUUUCUUAAGAAGGAAAUUAUUUUGGUACUGCUCA